This is a messenger RNA of Dovyalis caffra, 465 nucleotides long. Lineage: Eukaryota; Viridiplantae; Streptophyta; Magnoliopsida; Malpighiales; Salicaceae. The record is from the annotation of a GenBank genome assembly.
AUGGGUCUUCGAAUAACAGUGGCGGUGAUUAUCAUGCAAGGGCAAACAGCAAGGGAUGUCAAAAAGAUUUUGAUGGAAGUAACAGGCAAGCAUUCGAGUAGAGGGAGAAAAAUUGGAUUUUAUACUUCGAGUGCAAUCCCUGAGUCACCGACGAAUCCUGAGGAUCAAAGGAUUCCUGUUAACGCCCUCAUUGAUAUGUGGAUGGAAUUGUACAAGCUAGAUGAAGAACCAUAUGUCGUUGCCAAAAUCCAGGAACUCUCUAAUCGAAAUUUAGCUGAUCUUGUAGUCACAAGACUUGGUUCUUGUAUAGAAUUGCUUGAGUUGCCACACACAAUUGGGGGCCUCAAUAAUCUGAACAUUCUUGACAUAUCAGAGUGUUUAGAAAUUGAAAGAUUACUAGAAGAGAUCGGAGGGGUGCAAAACUUGAGUAUGCUACAGAAGGAUGAACUUGAAAGACUUGGUUAA